AUGGCUACUAGCAAAAAUCAAUCGUCCAAAGUAUCUACCUCGAAAAACAAAACAACCGACCAAUCCACCACUGCUAAUCUUGAAUCAUUUGAAUGCUUAUGGGUGGAUCAGAAUGUUGAUUCGACACAAGAUAAUCGAGAUACUCAGCAAGAACUUCAUAAAAUCAUCAAUCAUUUUCGAACAUUUGAUAAUAGUGAUGAAUGUGAAGAAUAUAUUCGAAAGAUCACUCAAGAAAAAGUCGUUCUCAUUAUAUCAGGUGCAUUAGGUCGACAGGUCGUACCUCGACUUCAUGAUCUUCCACAACUUUCUGCAUGUUAUGUCUUUUGUCAAGAUAAGAAAGACAAUGAACAAUGGGCUAGCAAAUAUCCCAAGAUCAAUGGCAUUUUUGUUGAACGUGCUAAGCUCGUUGCUCAAAUCUCUAAAGAUCAAAUCGCUCGAGGAAAAGUGGAAGAUGGUACUUCAAUAUCAGUAAUUACCUCUGGUUCUCAAUCUCUUCAAGCUCGUAAUGCUAUUUUUAUGUGGUUCCAAUUAUUUAUUGAAGUUCUUCUUCGUAUGCAUCAUAAGUCUACUGAUCGUAAAGAACUUAUUGAUAUUUGUAAGAAUAAUUACAAGAAUAACUAUGGCGAAAUGAAAAUCAUUGAUGAAUUUGAAAAGAACUAUAAACCAGAAAAUGCAAUAUGGUGGUAUACACGACAAUCAUGUUUUUAUAGAAUAAUGAAUAAGGCGUUACGUGAUCAAGAUUUUGACAUGUUAUUUGCUCUUCGGUUUUUUAUCACGGAUAUCGCCAAGCAAAUCAAAAAUGAAUAUGAAAAAUUUAUUCGUACGAGCGAGACUCGAAACAUAAUUCGAGUGUUUCGUGGUCAAACGAUUGGAAAUGAUCAAUUGGAACUAAUGAAAAAUAAUAUUGGCGAGUUUCUUUCAAUGAAUUCAUUUUUAUCGACUAGUCGUGAUCGAUCGACUGCUCUUCGUUUUGCUUGGCUAACUCCACUCAUUGAUGGUAUUCAACGAAUUGUCUUUGAAAUUGAAAUUGAUCCACGUUUACAAACCAAGGCUUUUUCUGAUAUUACUAAAAUAAGUUAUUUUCAACAUGAAAAUGAACUAUUGAUUAUGCUUGGCGCAUUAUUUCGUAUCGAAAAAGUUAUUGAAGAUAAAAAUGAUCGAAUAUGGGUGGCUCGUGUAUCUCUUGCUAGUGAAGAUGAUUUUCAUUUGAAAGAGACAUUUGCUCACAUGAAAGAAACCAUAGGUGAUGAUACUGAUCUCCAUUCUCUCGAUACCCAUUCUAUCGAACAUUUAUAUAAUAUUGUACUUGGUUCACAUUCAGUUACUUAUUUUUCUGUGUAA
This is a messenger RNA of Rotaria sordida, 1341 nucleotides long. Lineage: Eukaryota; Metazoa; Rotifera; Eurotatoria; Philodinida; Philodinidae. The record is from the annotation of a GenBank genome assembly.